Trifolium pratense (red clover) is the source of this 4057-nucleotide messenger RNA. RefSeq names its product U-box domain-containing protein 43-like. The transcript is spliced from 4 exons. Gene Ontology annotation, molecular function: ubiquitin-protein transferase activity; protein binding. Bases 425 to 3496 code for a protein of 1023 amino acids. Gene Ontology annotation, biological process: cell surface receptor signaling pathway; protein ubiquitination. Lineage: Eukaryota; Viridiplantae; Streptophyta; Magnoliopsida; Fabales; Fabaceae. The record is from RefSeq and is a predicted model, not a curated record.
GGACCCCAUUAAAUUUGUGAGGAGGAAAAUAAAAUUAUAAUCUACCAUCUAGAGAGAAAAUGUGUGUUGUCACUGAUUGCUCUGACCCUUCCUAUGAAGUCUGAACCUUUGUCAAACCGUGUAAAACCUUUCUAAAUUAAUCAAACAAAAAAUAACGGAAAAUAAUGCUACAUACUUUCCUUGUCUUUUCCUCAAACCAUUGCUUACCUCAAGUCUUCUCUUGCCAAAUAAUGUCUUCACUGCCAAACAACAACAUUCACAAUCACCUCUGCUUCUCUGUUUUAGAUUCUCUCCCCACUUUAGAACUUCUUUGAGAAUAACUUUUUUAUAGGAAUUUGAUUACAAAGAAGAAGAAAUAGAAUUGACAGUUGCAAUAGAAAGAGUUCAGUUUGAGUAGAAAAAUCAUUGCAUAAAUUGUUUUACCAUGGUAGGAUUGGAACUCAUACCAAUAGGCACAAUUUUAACUGUGGUAACAAACCAAGUCUUGAGAACAGCCCAUGCUGCAGCUGAUGUUCUUAUCGGUAAAGAGAGUUUCAAGGCGCUUUCGAAAUAUCUAUUUGAUAUUGAGCCAGUUCUAAAGGAAUUACAGCUUCAAGAAUUGAAUGAUUCUCAACCUGCAAGAAUUGCUCUUGAGUCUAUUGAAGCAGAUGUUAAAAGAGCAAAUAAUUUGGUUGAGAAGUACAAGAACCGUGGCCGAUUUUACUUGCUAGUUAAGUGUCGAUCGAUAGUUGAAGAAGUUGAACAAGUUACAAGGGAUAUUGGAAAGUCUCUUGCUGCACUGUCUAUUGCAAAUACCGAAGUGCUAUCGAGAAUUUCUGAUCAGGUUGAUAGACUACAAGAUGAGAUGCAAAGGGUUGAGUUUGAGGCUUCGCAAUCUCAGCUUGAAAUUGUUGAUAAGUUGAACCAAGGACUAAGAGAUCAGAACCAUGAUCAGGCUUUCGCGAACGAUAUGCUUGAGUUGAUAGCAAGGGCGGUUGGAGUGCCGGUGGAACCGUCCGAGAUAGGAAAAGAGUUGGCCAGCAUUAGGAAGGAAAAAGAAGAAGCUGCCAAUAACAAAGAAAGAGCCGAAUUUUAUUUCUUGGAGCAGAUCAUUAAAUUACUCUCUAGAGCCGAUGCAGCAAGGGAUUACGAAGAAGUCAAGAAUCAAUACUUUGAAAGAGUUCAGGUGAUAGAGAGAUAUGAUUCAAGAGAAAAAUAUAUCCUACCGCUUAAAUCUUUCCUUUGCUGCAUAACCGGAGCUGUUAUGGUUGAUCCUGUUAGCCUCUCCACAGGUACUACAUGUGAGAGAUCAGCUAUUGAAGGUUGGUUUUACGAUGGAAACAGUACAGAUCCAGAUACAAAUGAGGUUCUUGAAGAUCUUAGUUUGAGGUCUAAUAUUCCACUAAGACAAUCAAUCGAAGAGUGGCGAGAACUUAAUUAUUGUCUUCUGAUAAGGUCUAUCAGGGAAAAUUUGUUGUUAAAUUCUAAUCUACAAGAGUCCCUAAGCCAAAUGCAGGCUCUAAUAGCUGAGAAUUCAAUUAACAAAGACUGGAUCUCUAUCGGAGAGCUUACUGAUAUCGUUAUAUCGAUCCUCGGGAACUCUAAUGACAGAGAAGUGAAGAUGAAGAUUUUGAUCACUUUGAAGGAUGCUGUAGAAGGGCAUGCAAGAAACAAGGAGAAAUUGGCCGAAUCUCAAGGAUGGGAUCAUAUUAUUUCAUGCUUAGAAAGUGACUCUAACAUUUCAAAGGAAGCAGUUGAUUUGCUAUAUGAGUUGCUUCAAGACAGGUCUGGUUGGAAUCAAUGUUUUUGCAAAAAACUUUCUGAGAACCAUAAUGCAGUUCUUUUCCUUGUAACCCUUGUAAAGGACCCUGAUAACAAUUCAGCCGAGGUUGCGCAGAAGAUUUUGAUGGAGCUUUUUGAAAUAAAUGAAAACAGUAUUAUCACCGCUGCUAAUUGUGGCUGGUAUAAGCCACUAGCUGAUCGCAUGGUUCAAGGACCGGAUUCAAGAAUAUCAAUGGCAAAAGCCAUAGUUAAUUUGGAGUUGGAUGAUUUAAACUUGAUACAACUUGGCAAGGAAGGAGUUAUAGCUCCUUUGAUAGAAAUGUUGUCUGGAAGUAGACGUGGGAUUAGCAAUGCAUCAACCAUUAUCGAAUCGAAAGACCUGUCAUUAUCAGCUCUUGUUAAAUUAGCUGGAUCUCAUGCCAACAAGGGAAUUAUUGCUUCCUCUGGCGGUGUUCCACUUAUUUUAGAUUUAAUGUUCUCUCCUCGAACAAGGUCAUUCAUUACAAUUAAAUGCUCUGAAAUCCUCGAGAAACUUUCUUCUUCGGAUGAUGGAAUUGAUUUCUUUGUUGACGGCGAAGGGAAACAGCUUGAGUUAGAUUCAAUCAUCACCAAUUUGCUAGUUUUGCAACAGAGUUCCAACUCAGGUCACAACCUUCGUAAGCCCACGCUACGUGCUCUUCUUGGCAUCUGCAAGUUUGAGACUAGUUUGGUGAAAAAAGCAAUUCUUACAGCCAAUGGUGUAUCUCUAAUUCUUCCACUUCUUGAUGAUUCUGACUCAGAAAUUCGAGAGACUGCGAUAAAUCUGCUCUUUCUUUUCUCUCAGCAUGAACCAGAAGGAGUAGUCGAAUACCUCUUCAAGCCUAGAAGGCUAGAGGCUUUGAUAGGAUUCCUCGAGAACGACGACAAUGAUAAUGUACAAAUGGCUGCUGCUGGUUUACUAGCUAACCUACCGAAAUCAGAACGAGAACUAACUAACAAGUUGAUUGAAAUGGGAGGACUUGAUGCAAUCUUAAGCAUUUUAAAAACUGGUAAAAUGGAAGCAAAAGAAAAUGCUCUCAGUGCACUCUUCAGAUUCACAGAUCCAACAAAUAUCGAGUCACAGCGUGAUUUGGUUAAACGCGGAAUAUAUCCUUUACUUGUAGACUUUCUCAAUACAGGCUCAGUCACUGCAAAGGCAAUAGCAGCAGCUUUCAUUGGCGAUCUUUCUAUGAGCACACCAAAGCUCACAGUUGUUUCCAAACCAAACGGUUGCUGGUUUUUCAGAUCAUCACGCGUUCCUUUAUGCGCAGCGCACGAUAGUGUAUGCAGUGUGACCACAACAUUUUGUCUGUUGGAAGCAAAUGCAUUACCUGGCUUGAUAAAACUGUUACAUGGAGAGGUUCAUGCAACUGCUUAUGAAGCAAUACAAACACUUUCUACAUUGGUUUUGGAAGAGUUUCCACACAGGGGUGCUCGUUUGUUGCACGAGUCGAAUGCAAUGAGACCUUUACUGGAGAUUUUGAAUUGGGGAAGUGAGUCCCUUAAGGCAGAAGCUUUAGGACUUUUGGAGAAGGUUUUUGUGUCAAAGGAAAUGGUGGAAUACUAUGGAAUGGCGGCUAGAUCGCGUCUAGUUCAUUUGACUGGAACAAAUAUAUAUGGAGAUGGUCAUCUUAGAAGGAAAGCUGCUAAGGUUUUAUCAUUGCUUGAACGUUAUUCUAAGUCCUCAUCAUCUGCAAUCUCCGGAGUUUUGGAGUGAAACUCUAUGCCUUAAAGUAGGAAUAAAUUUGCUUCAACCAUAGUUUGAUUUUCAUAUUUUGAUUUAUUUGGCAAACCUAUAUAGAUACAGGCCACUCCAAUGCACGAGCGUUAAAACUCUUGAAGAUCUUUGGUGACAUGUUUUUUUUUGUUUUACAAUGACCUGAGAAUCGAACCCAGAAUCUAUAGCAUACUACUCAAACCCCUCACCACUAGACCAAACCUAGUGACUUUCUUUAGUGACAUGUUUUACUAUGGCCUUUCUACAUAAUUCUUGAAGAUAUUUGUAAAUUACUUUUUUAGAUUCCAACCUUGUAAUUCGGAGAUUCUUUGGUUUUGGACCUUCAUGACAUCUCACUAUACAAACUAGUUCAUGUGGCAUGCUGAUUCAAUAUUUUAAAUUGGAAAAUUCCAAAGUUGGAAUGCACCAUAGAAGCUCCCUUUUAAAUUAUGUGGCAUUUGCAAAAAUUUCAAAGUCAAUUACAAAAAUAAUCAAACGGCACUUACUUCCCCAAUUCCAAAUGAGAUUUAAGAUUGAUUAUUUGUAAGCAUAUGAAUCUUU